This is a messenger RNA of Rhagoletis zephyria (snowberry fruit fly), 823 nucleotides long. Lineage: Eukaryota; Metazoa; Arthropoda; Insecta; Diptera; Tephritidae. The record is from RefSeq and is a predicted model, not a curated record.
UGAGCUGCGUCAAGUUCCCCGUGUCAUCAAUGGCCAGCAGAGCGAUCCAUCCAAAUGGCGUUACAUGGGCGCACUUUACCGCAAACACUUUGAUGAUUUUGAACAGGAGGAAACGCUCUCCUUUUUCUGUGGUUCUGUGGUCUGGAACGAAAACUACAUUCUCUCGGCAGCUCAUUGUUUUCAUAACUUCAUUAAAUCGCCAAGUGAUGUUCGCGUUUACCUUGGUCAUGCAGAUAGGAGCUUUCUAAUUGACGACUUUCUUUUUGAAGUAGAUGAGAUUAUUGUUCAUGAAGAUUACAACGAUCUGACGGUCACCAAUGACAUUGCUCUCCUUCGUCUCGCUAGUCCAAUUGACUUUUCUCUUUCGGGUGACAAAAUCACUCCUGUUCCACGACCUGAAUCUCUUCAUCGACUUUGCCGCUCUCGGUGCCGGGUAAUUGGCUGGGGUUCAACAGGUGUGAACACUAAAAGUGUGCUGAAGUUACGUGAAGCGGUCGUCUUUGCGGAGAGCUGCGAUCCUCAUUGCGCCAGUGGAUUCGGAAAGAUUCAGGCAGGUGAUCAUCUUGUUGAAAAGGAUGCGUGUGGCGGAGAUUCGGGAUCAGGACUGAUGUGCCCUUUAGAAGAGGAUCCUCAACGAUACAGUCUUGUCGGACUCACCAGUUACGGCGAUAACUGCUCCGAGGGCAUAACUAACUGGGGAACUUACACGUUUGUUGAGCACUAUCUAGAUUGGAUUGCCAUGCAAACUGGAGAACCGGUUGUAAAGGUGACCAAAAGUUUCACUGAAGUUNUAGUUACGGCGAUAACUGCUCCGAAGGCAUAA